This is a messenger RNA of Aspergillus calidoustus, 2094 nucleotides long. NCBI's taxonomy places the organism in Eukaryota, Fungi, Ascomycota, Eurotiomycetes, Eurotiales, Aspergillaceae. The record is from the annotation of a GenBank genome assembly.
AUGUUGCAACGCAGCAACGGUGCAUACAAGCGCUAUCUCGGAUUUAGUCCCGUUUAUGAUCGGAUGUAUCUCCGAAAACUGUAUACAAUCUGUGAUUUAAAUUUACUGAAGGGGCGCUUAAUUUCUCCUCACCGAGAAAGUUCCCCUCACGCUCGUUUCUCCAAUUCUUUCCCUUCAGACUCCAGCAACCACAAGUGGAUCCUGAGGCAUCCACCGACCGCGAAAAGAGGGAAAAUUCCAUUGCGCCUUUUAAUUGUGAAUCAUCAUUGCCAUCGUCACUUGUUCUUCUUCAUCCUCCCAUCUCCUCUCCCUCCCAUCCCCCCAUCCCUUCGCUCCCACGCGUUGUACAGCCUGACAAUGGUUGGAAGUACGCUGGCUGUCCGGUCCAAGAUGGCCUCGCCAUCCGUCAUGCAAUUGACGUCGCUGUCGCGCAGGACGCUCUCGACGCGGUCACCGGUCCAGGCUCUUCGCUCCAGCCGUAACGCCCAGCAAACAAUCCAGCGCACUGCUCGUCGUGCCUACGCCAAUGAUGCUCCUGCUCCUGCGCCAAAGCCCCGGAGACGAUUUCGAUUCCUGCGCUGGACCUGGCGUCUGACCUUGCUGGCGGGUGUUGGUCUAGUGGGAAAUCUCGCUUACAACAUUUACGACCAACGCCAUCCCAUCGAGCAAUCCCUCCCUGAUCCGAGCAAAAAGACCCUCGUGAUUCUUGGUACUGGCUGGGGCUCUGUCUCUCUUCUCAAGAAGCUCGAUACCGAAAACUACAAUGUUAUCGUCAUCUCGCCCCGGAAUUACUUCCUAUUCACGCCUCUGCUGCCAUCCUGCACAACUGGUCAGGUUGAGCACCGCUCGAUCAUGGAGCCUAUCCGAAGCAUUUUGCGCCACAAGAAAGCCCACGUGAAGUUCUACGAAGCGGAUGCCACCAAGGUCGACUACGAGAAGCGUGUUGUGCACAUUAGCGAUGAGUCGGAAAUCAAGGGUGAAAUCUCUCACACCGAGGUUCCCUUUGACAUGCUCGUCAUGGGCGUUGGCGCUGAGAAUGCUACUUUCGGUAUCAAGGGUGUCAAGGAGCACUCUUGCUUCCUGAAGGAGGUCGGUGACGCUCAGAAAAUUCGCAAGCGUAUCAUGGACUGCGUCGAGACUGCCAUGUUCAAGGAUCAGACCGAUGAGGAGGUCAAACGUCUCCUCCACAUGGUUGUGGUUGGUGGUGGCCCGACCGGUGUCGAAUUCGCUGGUGAGCUGCAGGACUUUUUCGAGGAAGAUCUGAAGAAGUGGAUUCCCGAGAUCCAGGAGAAUUUCCACGUCACGCUUGUGGAAGCUCUUCCCAAUGUGCUUCCCAUGUUCUCGAAGCAGCUGAUUGACUACACUGAAUCCACAUUCAAGGAGGAAGCUAUAACGAUCCGCACCAAGACGAUGGUCAAGAACGUUACCGACAAGUACAUCGAAGCCGAAAUCACCAAGCCUGAUGGAUCCAAGGAAAUCGAGACCAUUCCCUACGGAUUGCUGGUGUGGGCCACUGGCAAUGCUCUUCGCCCCAUCGUUCGCGACCUCAUGAGCCAGCUUCCCGCCCAAAAGAACUCUCGCCGUGGCCUUGCUGUCAACGAGUACCUCGUCGUGAACGGAACAGAGAACGUCUGGGCCGUCGGUGACUGCGCUAUCACCAACUACGCCCCUACAGCCCAGGUUGCUAGCCAGGAGGGUGCUUUCCUUGCCCGCCUCUUCAACACCAUGGCCAAGACCGACGCCAUCGAGCAGGAUCUGAAGGAGCUGUCUCAGGCUCAGUCAGUAGCCAAGGGUGAGGAGGAACGCAACAGGAUCUUUGAUGAAAUCCGCGAACUCCACAAGCAACUGCGAAGAACCAAGCAGAUUGGUCCCUUCCAGUACUCCCAUCAAGGAAGUCUGGCCUACAUCGGAAAGGAGCGUGCGGUUGCAGACAUCAGCUGGCUGAGCGGCAACAUCGCAAGCGGUGGAACUAUGACCUACCUCUUCUGGCGUAGUGCUUAUUUGAGCAUGUGCUUCAGCACCCGGAACCGCGUCUUGGUUGCUCUUGACUGGGUCAAGGCCAAGCUGUUUGGCCGUGACGUGUCUCGCGAGUAA